GACCCCCCUCCCACACGCACGCACCCACCCCACGCGCAUGCAAACCCACCCCCUUCCCCGUUAUUGCGCGGCUGGACUAAACUCGCCUUUUGGCUUCGCGAGUCCAGCGGGGACGGAGGAGACGCAGGCGCCUGUCUCUCUCGCUGCUAGUGUGAAUGAAAUCGGAGCGAAAGAAAAAGUGACUGUCCAGCCGGGAUUUAAAGGAAGAGAAGCGCGAGGACGAAGAAGAAGGGGGAGGGCGCGACUCUGAGCGGCGCGCUUUUCCGCUGUUCCCCAAAGGGGCGCACCCGAGAGACCAAAGAGCGCGCAAGCGGCAGAACAGGGGCAGUUGCCGAGAGGCGCUAUGGCGAGGCUCUGGAAAGCGAAGGCAGCGGCCGCUGGAGCGCUUUUACUUUUGCAGUGCUUGGCCGAGCGGGUACUGUUCGUCGGAGCCGUGAAGCCGAAGCAGAGUCUCGGUGCAUUUUAUGAAAUGGUUCAGAGCUUCCCUCGAGUGGAGGAAAAUGUGCACAUGGACUCCUACAGAUAUAGCCACAGAUGGAAACGACAUUCGGAGUUGCUCAAAUCAGUGGACACCAACAGAGCCAGCAUAGGACAGGACUCCUCAGAACCUGGAGGUUUUACAGAUCUACUUCUUGAUGACACGCACGAUAACACUACGCAAAUUGAGGAGGACAUGGAUCACAAUUACUACACUUCAAGGACAUACAGCCCAUUUGAUUCUACCAGCCGAGACUUGUGGGUAAACAUUGAUAAAAUGGAAAAAGAUAAGGUGAAGAUUCAUGGAAUCCUCUCCAAUACUCACCGACAAGCAGCAAGAGUGAAUCUGUCCUUCGAUUUUCCAUUUUAUGGCCAUUUCCUACGUGAAAUUACUGUGGCAACUGGGGGGUUUAUCUACACAGGAGAAGUUGUGCAUCAGAUGUUAACAGCAACACAGUAUAUUGCACCCUUGAUGGCCAAUUUUGACCCCAGUGUAUCAAGAAACUCAACUGUAAGGUACUUUGAUAAUGGCACUGCACUAGUUGUUCAAUGGGAUCAUGUACAUCUACAAGAUAACUACAAUCUAGGAAGUUUCACUUUUCAGGCAACUCUUCUCAAUGAUGGCCGUAUAAUUUUUGGCUAUAAAGAGAUUCCUGUCUCAGUGACCCAGAUAAGCUCAACUAAUCAUCCUGUUAAAGUGGGGCUGUCAGAUGCAUUUGUGGUUGUCCACAGGAUCCAGCAAAUUCCCAAUGUUCGUAGAAGAACAAUAUAUGAGUAUCACAGAGUGGAGCUUCAGAUGUCAAAGGUCACCAAUCUGUCAGCUGUAGAGAUGAUUCCUCUGCCCACUUGUCUUCAGUUUAAUAGCUGUGAAUCCUGUAUCAUAUCUCAGAUUGGCUUCAACUGCAGCUGGUGCAGUAAACUCCAAAGGUGUUCCAGUGGAUUUGAUCGUCAUCGCCAAGACUGGGUAGAUAGUGGCUGCCCUGAAGAGUCUAAAGAUAAGAUUUGUGAGAAUAUAAACACAACUCAAAUGCCUCUUCACAUAACCACUGCUCUACAGCAAACUACAAUGAGAUUCAGAGUUUUAACAACUGCCAAAGGAGCCAUGACAUCACAUCUGCCAACUAGUCUACCCACAGAAGAUGAUACCAAGAUAGCUCUACACCUAAAAGAUAAUGGAGCCUCUACAGAUGACAGCGCAGCAGAGAAGAAAACCGCCACUCUUCACACUGGCUUGAUUGUUGGGAUUUUCAUACUGGCCCUGGUAGUAGCUGCGGCAAUCCUGGUGAUUGUUUAUAUGUAUCACCAUCCCACCUCAGCAGCCAGUCUCUUCUUCAUUGAGCGUCGCCCAAGCAGAUGGCCUGCAAUGAAAUUUCGGAGAGGAUCUGGACACCCCUCGUAUGCUGAAGUGGAACCGGUCGGUGAGAAGGAAGGCUUCAUUGUAUCGGAGCAGUGCUAGGAUUAUUCUGUGACAAAUCACCAGUACUGGCCUACUGGUGUGAGAUGUUUACUCUGCCUCUCAUUUAAAAAAAGGAACUUGAAGCUGCUGUAACCCAAGGAAAACAGGAUGAACUUCUGGAGAAACCUUCUCAAAGGGGGGGAAAAAAACUAUAUGAUGACCCUUUACAGAGUGUUUUGUUUCAGAGCCAUCUGGCAUACAAUACUUCAGAAACUUGCCUCCAAAACCCCUACAGUCUGAGAAUAAUGGACACAUUUGCCAUGUUCUUGGUUUCAAGAAAGCGAUAUAGAGUAAUCCAGAAAAUGUACCAACAGCUUUAGUUCAGAACAGUGCUUCCCUAUUUGAUGCAGUACAGUAGUUUUUGUUUUUAACUUACAAGGGGUUACUUUUCAUGCCCGGAGGCAAUCCCAUAAUUGAUUAAUCUGCUGGUGAGAUCAAUCUGAUGCAAAUAACAUAGGUUAGGCAUUUUCUGUACUUCCAUGAGUACUAUCACUUUGAUUUUCCAAUACAUAGAUAUAAAAUAUAAUCAGAAAUAGAAAAGAGUUUCUUGUAUUCUGUAGGCUUAUACCUUUGAACUGUAAUUGUUUAAUCACAACUAUAGGUCUAUAGUUGACAAAGCACUAGAGAGAUUUGGGGUUUUAAAGAAAAACAAAGAUGAAGAAGAAGCAAGAAUGUUUUUCACUAUGGUGAAAUUAGCCUGCCCAAGUGGACUAUAUAGUGAAAUUGGACUAAUAUUCAGUUUCAAUAUUCACAGGAGGGAGAUUGGGGUGCACAGGUAUGCAUCACUUAGCUAGGAAUAAAUCCUGUUGAGCUCACCGGGACUUGUUGCUGAAUAACUGCACAGAGGGGUUUAAGAAAAUCAAGAUGAUGGCUACACCACAGGCACAAUGCUUGUAAAGAGAGGUGCGGCUUCAAUCGCACAGUUACAGCUGCCAUCUUAACUUUUGGGAAUCCCCCUGCAGAUGCCCCUGGCACAUAAGACUGGGCUUCUGGCUUUGGGAAUAUUGUUUAUAUUCCAGGAAAGUGGUUUAAAACAGAAGUGGUGGGUGAUUGAGUGAUACUGGAAAAAAACAGCCUUAGAACACAGGAAAUGGAGAAAAUACAGUAUCCCCAUAUCUAUAUCUUGCCAUUUUUUCACAGUUCUCUCAAGAGCAGCAUUACUGCACCACUGCACUUCUUCCCUAGACAGACAUGAAACAUGUUUCAGUCCUUACAGAUUCAUGUAGAGAUAUUGUUUAAUGCACAUAGUAGCUGCAUAAAUAUAUAUAUAAAAAUAUAUAAAAAUAUAUAUAUAUUUUUAUCGCUAACACAAGGCAGGCUCUUGUGGCUGUUGAGAGUGCUUCUUUUUUUGUCAUCCUGGAGAUGGAAAUAGGUGGCAUUGCUGCAUAUUUCCACUGUGUUGUAAAAUAGUCCUUAAUAUUAAAAUAAAUGUUUAUGUUGCAUAGGGGAAAGUGGUUCACUUAAUUGCAGUGUGCUAACUUUGACUGCCUUUCAGAGCCACAGUUUAACAACAAAACAAAACCCUUUCCCACUCUCAGUGGGGAAAAAUAUUUUUUACAAACUCCCAAUGAAAUAAUUCUUUGGAUGGAAAGGGGAAAGGUAUACUGAGCUCCUAAAAAUUUUAUUCAGAUUUUAUUCCAAUGUUGCGUGGACAUUGCUUUGCCAUAUUUUUACACAUAUAGCAGCAGCACCUGGUUCAGGGUCGGCUACUAUCUGCAGCUUCAGGUUUUGGGUUGUUCAGUCACUUUCUCAGACACCAUCUUCAUAACACCGUCCUUUACAUUUUCUUAUCAAUACAUCUAUGGUUCUUGUUUUUAAAAAACAACAGACUAUAACACCAUGAUUUUUACUUGUUAUUUCCUUCAGUAAAUAAUAGAAUUCUGUA
This is a messenger RNA of Candoia aspera, 3818 nucleotides long. RefSeq names its product plexin domain containing 2 (gene PLXDC2). The transcript is spliced from 14 exons. Bases 344 to 1933 code for a protein of 529 amino acids. The record is from RefSeq and is a predicted model, not a curated record. NCBI's taxonomy places the organism in Eukaryota, Metazoa, Chordata, Lepidosauria, Squamata, Candoiidae.